AUGACCGUAAGCCGCGGACCCGGAAAUAUCAAAAGGGUGACGAUUUGUGUUGAUCGGCCGGGCUAUCGCGAGGCUCAGUUUUGUGACUUUGCUGUCAGGAUCGAUAUCCUCGCUUUGGCUGCGCAGAAGAAGCCUUUCUCACUUUCAAGCCAUGAGGUGCACGGGCUCUUCCAACGACCUAACCAUACCUAUGCUUACAUUCGAGGCUGCACUGCCACUCACCUUGACGAAGCUCGAGUGGCGAGGGCACAAGUUACAACAAGCUCCAAGUGCUGUCGCAGACACAUCGUCGAACAAGGGCAUGACAUGUGCGCCACGGGUCAUAGGAAGCGUGCCUUUCACCCUCGGAAAAGAACGGGGUGUAUUACCUGCAAGAUCCGAAGAGUGCGGUGCGACGAGAAAAAGCCAUCGUGCAAUCGCUGCCUCUGGACCGGCCGAAAGUGUGAUGGAUAUAGAGACAACAGCACGGAGCUACCAUCCCCUCCAACUUCAGAGAACUUCUCGUCCUCUGAGACCCGGAUAACCAGAAGAAACACUAAUAUUCCCAUGUCCUUGGGAUUACCACUGCCAAGAAGAAACGACCAGGAACUCCGCAGCUACCGCUUCUUCCUGGAUUUUACAGCCUCCGAGUUUGCCGGCGUCUUCGAUGCCGAGUUUUGGCUGACGGAUAUACCGCGCACUUGCCACUCGGAUCCAGCUAUCUGGCACGCCGUGGUGAGUCUUGGAGCGGCGCACCAAGGCUAUCUUGCAAGCCGGGGCUCUGCUCGUGCGGAUUCAACCUCGCCCUUUGCAGUGUACCAGUAUAACCAGGCUGUCAAGCACCUAGUCCAUCUGCCGUCUUCACGGACGCCACCCGAAGAAAGAUGGAGGGCGCUGAUUGUGAGUGUGCUGUUCACCUAUCUAUGCAGUAUCCAAGGUCUACACGCGCAAUCUGGAGUCCAUCUUGCGGCGGCAAAGAGUCUGUUGAGAGAGCCGCAAAACCCUAACUCAAGCCAAUCCAAGUUGGACGCAACCCGAGUAAACCGGUCCAAAGUGCCUGAAUACCUCAAAGCCAGCUCAGUGUCGUAUAAAGCCGUCUUGUCUAUCAUUGCCAGCCUCGAACUCCAGUCCCAAGCUCUCAACAACCGCAACGCAAAUGAAGCACCUGAGCUUCUUAGGGAUGUCGACGCGUAUAUCGCCUGGCGAUACUAUACUGCACCGAACUCGACUGAGUCUUCAAGGAUCUGCCAACACGGUAGAUGUGUGCCGUCUAGAGCGACGCCGGAAAACAUUGCGCGUGCUGGAAGAGCGUUUCAAUCGUUGCUCGAUGCGCUGAUUCUCUUAUCACAACGUAUCCAACCAGACAAAGCUGGGACUCUUGGAGGUGAUGAUAAAGCAAUGGAGAGUCCCAUCAGUCAACGGCAACCCUAUACUCGAGCCUUUCAUGAGUUGGAUAAAGCUCUUAACAUGUUUGUUUCAGACAGUUGGGGUGAUUGUUUGUGCUUUGGGCCGCCAGACCAACUCUCAUCCUCGACGCAGCACCGACGUAAGGCGAUAGACUCCCUCCGAGUCUUUCGAGAGGUAUGCCACCCAUUGAUAGACUACCUCAUGGGUGGCUCGGACGCCAAUCUUGAAGCACACGCAAUCCAGCUGCUGGACCUUGCCGAUUCCAUGCUUGGGAAUGAGGCCAGGCACGAAAGAUCUGGCGCGACAGAAUUCAUCCCAUCGCUUUCCAUCACGCAGCCAAUCUUUGUGAUAGCUGCUACUGGCCCGACUCUGGCGCUGCGGCGCCGUGCCAUAGCGCUCCUGCGGCAGCAUCCUCGACGCGAAGGCCUGUGGGACAGCCUAUUUACCGCAGCCUUCUUGGAGGCAUGUCUUGAGCACGAGCUUGCGCUUUUUCGGGGAGGGGCGACGGCUGGUCAAGUCGGGCUUGACGAGGUAGAAGUCAUUCCCGCAAGCUGUCAAGUGCGCUGGGCCGUUUUCAGGCUCACGGGGGUACGCACGGCGCGUGUGGCUAUGCAAACUUUGACGGAAUGGCUUAAUGAUGAGCCUGGGCGAGAAGCGCCGUUGACAUGGUAGCCCUCGUAACCAGACUCAUUUUGACAGCACGGAUAUUCUUGCCUGGAUGGUGUAAGUAGCUUCCGAGAAUCUUAGACAUGGAACACAUACAUUACCGAUGUUGGUUCUGGCCUCAUUUAAAGACCAACAAG
Molecule: messenger RNA, 2189 nt
Organism: Fusarium vanettenii 77-13-4
Lineage: Eukaryota; Fungi; Ascomycota; Sordariomycetes; Hypocreales; Nectriaceae
Exons: 4
Coding region: 1-2058 (685 amino acids)
Biological process (GO): regulation of DNA-templated transcription
Molecular function (GO): DNA-binding transcription factor activity, RNA polymerase II-specific; zinc ion binding
Source: RefSeq, a predicted model, not a curated record